AUGUCUAAAAGGUCAGCUUUUUUACAAAUUGGUAAAGAUAUCGAUGAAGUUGAUGAAGUAGAUGCUGGUUUCAAGAAGGCUUCAAAGGACGUGAUGUCCAAGAGGAAGAUCAUCCAGCCAAAAGGAAAGAACUUUCAAUUCAAAUCAACUCCAAGUUUUUCACCUCCAGUCACCACAACUGCUGUUCAAGAUACCUCCAACAAUUCGUCAGGGAAGUCUGAAAUGUUGAAAGCUUUGAAUGAGAAAACUAUCGAGGCAUUGAAAUCUUAUGAUGGGGUUGUUAAUUUCAAACCUAUCUUCGAUAAAUAUAAUGAAUAUUGGGAAAAGAUUGAAUCUGGAAAGUUCCCAGAGUCUACUGCUAAUCCAGCAGAACCAGUGAGCAAACCAGUUGUCAAACAAGCGGCUAAAGCUCCAUCCAGUGAUUCAGAAUCAGACUCGGAAGAAGAAAAGAAAGAAAUUGUUAUUCAAGGACCAACCUUUACCUUGUCUUCCAAACCUGUGAUCAAGAAUUCCCCCUUUUCUUUUGGUGAAAAGAAGAAAAAGCCUGAUUCUGAUUCCGACUCUGAUUCUGAGUUUGAGAUCAAAGGUCCUAAAUUCGAAUUCAACAAACCCAUAAAAGAUAGUGUUUUCAAAUUUGAUCAACCUGCUAAACCUGUAUUUUCUUUUGGAUCUACUGCUAAAGUCGCUGAAAAGCCAGUCGAUAAACCUGCUGAAACUCCAGCUUUUUCUUUCGGAUCGUCUGACAAACCUGCUGAUAAACCAGCUGAUAAACCAGCAUUUUCGUUCGGUUCCAAUAAUGAAAAAUCUGCCGAAAAACCUGCAUUCUCAUUUGGUACCAGCAGUGACAAAUCUACUGACAAGCCUGCAUUCUCCUUCGGUAAUACUGCUGAAAAACCUGCGGAUAAGCCUUCCUUUUCUUUUGGUAACACUACUGAAAAACCUGCUGAAAAACCUGCAUUCUCAUUUGGUAAUAGUGCUGAUAAACCUUCAGAAAAACCUGCUUUUUCUUUUGGAUCAACCACCAACGAUACUACUGAGAAACCUGCUUCAACAUUUUCCUUCGGAUCAUCUGAAAAAGCUGCUGAUGAGCCUGCUUUCUCAUUUGGUUCCGCUAACAAUGACAAACCUGCUGACAAGCCAGCAUUCACAUUCGGAAAGACUGAAGACAAACCUGAGGAAUCAUCUCAAAAACCUGCAUUCUCCUUCGGAGCAUCUUCUGACAAACCAGCUUCCACUUUCAAAUUUGGAUCUUCAGAAAAUGCAGACAAACCUGCAUUCUCUUUCGGCUCCACUGAUAAAGCAUCAGCAUUCUCAUUUGGCUCAUAUGAAAAAUCAUCCGAUAAGCCUGUAGAAAAACCUGCAUUUUCAUUUGGUUCCAGUGGAAAAGAUGUUGAUGCAUCAUCUGCGGCUGAUAAAAAAGAAGCUAACGACAAACCAUUGUUUUCUUUCACUCCAAAGCCACAAGAAGAAUCAAACAGUAAACCAGCUUUCUCGUUUGGUGGAGAUAAACCAGCUUUUUCUUUUGGAGGUGAUAAACCAGCAGCCUCAUUUUCAUUCUCACAACCUUCAGAACAACCAACUGAGGAUAAACCUAAAGAUGACGAUAAAGUGGAAGAAACUGAGGUCGAAGGAAAUUUCAAACCCGUCGUAACAAUGGACAAGAAAGUUGAAGUUGAAAAUGAUGACAAUGAAACCGUUCAAUAUACUAAACGUACUAAAUUAAUGUUAUUUGACAAGGAUGCUGAUCCAGCUUACAAAUCUAAGGGAUUAGGGGAAUUAAAGAUCUUAACCAAUAAAGACACUGGAAAAUCUAGGGUUUUAAUCAGGGCCGAUGGUGGAUUAAGAGUGUUGUUAAACUAUUCAAUCCAAAAGGACUUCAACUAUGAUACUAUUGGUGAUGGGUUAGUUAGAUUCCCUACCAUCAACGGUGAAAAGAAAUUCGAAACCUAUGUUUUCAGAGUCAAAACCAAAGCAGACGGUGAGGAAUUGUUGAGUAAAUUGAACGAAUUUAAAUCUUAA
This is a messenger RNA of Yamadazyma jaroonii, 2019 nucleotides long. Lineage: Eukaryota; Fungi; Ascomycota; Pichiomycetes; Serinales; Debaryomycetaceae. The record is from the annotation of a GenBank genome assembly.